UUUUUUUCAAAUAUUAUAAAAUCAUUUAUAAUAGCUUCUGUCUAUAUUUUUUUAAGUUUUCAAUAUCAAGAUCUGUACAACCAUCCGCAUAGAUAUUGUCAUGAAAUUAAUGUUCAACCCCUUUUCGCGUACUUUUUUAUUGCAAAAUUUUCUUAUAUUUAAUAAAAUACAAUGUGCCACAGUUGCUUAUCAAUUCAAGGUUAACAAACCCAUCUAUUAUCCAAAUCGUCAAAUGGAAAUGCAACGCAUGGAAGAACAACAAAAGUCUCAAUUGGUUGCCGAGCCCGAGGAGAACAAACAAUUGCCUAAAGAUUACUAUUACAAGGUUUUGGGUGUUCCUAAGACGGCCUCGUUGCAACAAAUCAAGGCAGCGUAUUAUGCUUUAGCAAAACGUUAUCAUCCGGACUUGUUGAAUUUGGAAAAUGCUCCACAACAAGUAUCGAAACGUUUUCAAGAAAUAUCGAAUGCCUACAAUGUAUUAACAGACGAAUCGACUCGUCUAGAAUAUGACGAAUUGGGUGAGAUCAAAGAUGAGGAGUCGUUUUUUAAUAAAGUUUCCAAGUCUGGCAAUAAACUAUUGAAUACUACAACGAACAAAUUAAAAGAAUUUAUGGGAUUCACAGAUACGAAUACACUAAUGAAUGCAUCAAAAAAUGAAGCUACUCCUCAAAUAAACAACAACAUUGAGCAAAAACUCGAUAUAACAUUUAUCGAGUCGGUGCAUGGUGUAAAAAGGAAUAUAGAAUUUGCGUAUUUGAAAAAAUGUCCCUCCUGCAAUGGCAAGUCACAACGCCUGGUCGGCCGUACAAAUUCAGAACUAUGUCGCAAAUGUAAUGGAAGUGGACAAUUGUCCAAGAAGACGGCCACAUACACAUCUCUGACUGUUUGCGAUCAGUGUCAAGGAAAGCGUUAUAUUAAUCGCAACCAGUGCGAAUUGUGCGAUAGUCGUGGCUUAGUCCAAGAGUCGACCAGAGUAACGGUUCACGUACCAGCCGGUGUUAAGACAGGAGAUGUUAUUUCAGGCGAGAAUCCCAAUACCAAGCAACGUAUUAACUAUCGUUUACAAGUCAAAGAGUCCGAUUAUUAUAAACGUGUGGGUAAUAAUGUAGUAACGGAAAGGUACUUGAAUCUUACAGAAGCUAUUUUGGGUGCCUGCAUUAAGGUGCGUGGCAUAUAUGAUACAUUUGAUGUUAAAAUUGAACCCGGCACCGAGUCACACACAAAGAUAACCGUUAAAGGCCGUGGUAUUAAGGGCAGAGAUAAUGUGGGUGAUCACAUAGUUACCAUAAAAGUACGUAUACCGCGUCAAUUGACCAUGAAACAAAGGCAAUUGAUAUUGGCUCUGGCCAAAACCGAAGAUCAAACAUUUGAACGGGGAUUUUAAUUUUUCUCCAACAGUCGACUUUCACCAUUCGAAAUUAUUGUAACACGUAAACAACACUCAAUUUGUUUUUAACCAAAAAUAUAUGUGUUUUUAUAAAUAUUAAGAUUAAUUUCAAUACAUUUUGUAUACAUACAAAAUAAAUUCAAGUUUUAAUAAAAUAAACUUACGUUUUUGAUAUUUAUGCCCCACUGUGAGUCGGACCAUCUUUCACGC
This is a messenger RNA of Calliphora vicina (urban bluebottle blowfly), 1597 nucleotides long. RefSeq names its product chaperone protein DnaJ. NCBI's taxonomy places the organism in Eukaryota, Metazoa, Arthropoda, Insecta, Diptera, Calliphoridae. Gene Ontology annotation, molecular function: heat shock protein binding. Gene Ontology annotation, biological process: negative regulation of apoptotic process; protein folding; mitochondrion organization. The transcript has 2 exons. Gene Ontology annotation, cellular component: mitochondrion. The record is from RefSeq and is a predicted model, not a curated record. Bases 101 to 1384 code for a protein of 427 amino acids.